GACAGGUCAGGCGAAAGUGCGACAUCCGCUCCACCGGAGAGAGAGAGAGAGAGAGAGAGUUUGUAACUUAGCUCAGUCAGCGUCGCAGUAAGGUUUCCUGUAGCCUAUCAUCAACAGUAACUGUUGUUCUUCUCCUAUAAUUGUAGUGGAGAAUAGAUCGGAAAAGGCAUGGAACUGAAGGUUUUAAUCAUACUCACAAGCUGGUGCCUGCUGUUGUGUGGCGAGAUGGUAUCCGCUAAUCUGUCAGCAAAAGAUGCCGUCAACGGACUGGCAUCAUAUCUAAAUAACAACAACAGAAGCAAGACGUCUGAUGAUGACCAAGACCAUAGCAACGUAGAUGAGACGCUGGAGAUCAUGAAAAGCCUGUUACCGCAAUAUCCGCCGGAGCGCAAGGCAUCCUUCUACAGGUUUCUCUUCAUGUUGCACGUUCGCACGCACUACAACCGCUCCUUCAGCGCUGAACAGUGCCGCGAGCGACUGUGCGAACAUGGCAACAAGCGGUACAACUGUGGUGCGUCACAGUCUGGAAGUCUGGUCAACCUCAGACACUUGUCACCGUCGGCAGAGAAAGGGAACUGUGUUAGCGUGACGGUACGUGGAAGUGAGCAAAGACGUGGCGAUGUCUGCUACGCGGAACUCUGGCUCAACAACAGUGUUGUCCGUGCGUUGCUGAAAGACACGGUACCCGGUCAGCGUGGUGUCCUGUCCGUAGCAAACGACCAUGCCACCACCACCACCAGCACCAGCAGACACCGGACUGGCGUGAACAGGCUACGCUUUGCUCUGAACUCCACAGCCCGACUGACGCACCGUUGGGCUAAGCUGAACAUUGCAGACGUGACACGACACUGGCCAUCUGACCCAGACACGGACAACCGCACACUGGAAGUGUGCUGGAAAUCCAGCGAGGAAGACGGCAGUGGAGAUGGCGACGAUGAUGAAGAGCAACUGCGCCAGGUCAAGCUAAAGCGCCUGCACACAGAGACCCUGGACUUCGAUAGCACCAUCUUUGUUCUUUCCAGAUCUUUCUUCAUCUUCGGUGUGAUUCCUGAUGAGGAGCUGACCCUGCCUACCCGUCCAAAACCGAAGAUCAACCCGAGGUCUAUGCGAGCAAAGCGCGAUGAAGACGAUAGCCGGCAUUCUAGCUGAAGGCUUGCUCGCGGGGCUGAAUCCUCUUGCCAAUAAGAACCACUGCUGAUGUGUGUAUGGUCAUGUGCUGCCUCGCCAUCAGGUCAAAACUGCGUGGCUAGCAGCACGAAGCCCGUCAUCACCAGAGCCCAGCGAGAUGAGGAUGGUCGAUUUCACUUGUCAAGGCAGCUAGUUCCCACCCAGUGUGCCCAGUGUUGCUGCGGACUUGCGGAGAGGUAACAUGGAGUACCAAGUGAAGUCACGCAUUCACUGUCUCACCACCCACUCGGCGACUAGAUGCAGUCGCCUUCCCCUACACUAUCUGAACAAUCUGUCUAUCUUCCAGAGAUGUAAUAAUUGUGUCAAGCGAGCUAGCCGUAAAUUGUUGAUACUCACCGUAAUGCAUACCAGAUAAGAUACGCCGAACUAAACAAAUCCAUAACCUUGAUGUCUCCAUUUCCGCAAUGACAUUGCCGUUAACACAGCUUUGAUCCUUUAGCCUAGUUUAGGUAAAUUACUUGAUGCCGUAACUCAAACAUCCGUAUGUACUUCUAGGUUGAGUUUAUAAUUAUAGAUUCUCAAAAUGUGGAGGCUCUCCCGAAGAAAGCUCCUUAUGAUUUCACUUUCCAUUUCCACACCCUGCUGACACCCCUUGAGCGAUUCGAUACUCGAAAAUAUUGUCACGCUGUCUAUGAAAUCAGAUUCUAAUUAUCUCACACAUCCUUGAUCGAUAUUUCUCCCUGCAUGCGUCAGCUCUAAUAACCUUAUGCUGUAAGCCUGAUUGUAAACCAUGCUAGCCUUUUAAAGAAUACUUAGAUUGAUGUACGGCGAUAUCCUGUCUUGAACAUUGACCUAAAAAUAACAAUAGUAGAAUACACAA
Sycon ciliatum is the source of this 2008-nucleotide messenger RNA. RefSeq lists its product as uncharacterized. The transcript is spliced from 2 exons. Bases 169 to 1149 code for a protein of 326 amino acids. NCBI's taxonomy places the organism in Eukaryota, Metazoa, Porifera, Calcarea, Leucosolenida, Sycettidae. The record is from RefSeq and is a predicted model, not a curated record.